AUGGCCCGCUCAUUGCGGCACAAACAAUGGAGCGAAGAAGACAUCGAGCUAAUCUACCUCAACAGGCGACUCCGCGACUGCAAGAGCAAGAGCAAGGGCAGCAGUGGGUCCGGCGGUGGCGGCUUCAACAUCAUCUGCGAGGGCUGCAUCGCCCAGAUGCUCGGCCUGUGGUACGCCUAUCAAAAAUGUCGCCUGCCCGCGUCCGAGGUCGCCAGCAUGCUGACCCCGGAGCGAUUGGCGGAGCUGAGGCACACGCAUGCCGCCGACAUGGCUGCCAUAGAGAGGGAGACGUUGGAGGCGAUGGGAGGCCACGACCCGCCGUCGCUCGACUGUCACCUCCUCCGGCUUUGGACGGGGAUUCUGCCCGACCACGACGAUGACCCGAGUCUGCUCCGUGCAAAACUCAUGUUCGUCAUGAGGGGGAGCAAGUAUGGACUCUACGACCUGGUUGACGGGCCAAAGUUGAAGGAGUGGCUGCAAGCAAUGGAGCAGCUCCAGAAGCACCGCGUGCACGAGUUGGAGCAGCUUGAGGCCUUGCGGCGAAGGAGUAACAGGAGCGCAAAUAGUGGCAGUGGCAGUGGCAGUGGCAGUGGCAGUAGUAGUGGCAGCAGCAGCAUCACCAGCCGCAGCAAGACGUGGUCUUCCUGCCGCUGCCGGUACCAAGACAUGGGCUCGUUGACGCCGCGCGGCUUCUGGGACUUUGUCAAGCCGCGCCUGCACGUGUCGAUCGGCAACGCCAUCGAGAGCCACUACUUCGCCAACAACAACGCGCACCCCGUCUGCGCGGCCGACGUAUACAUCACCAUGGCCUAUGCGCCGCUGCAGGCCGACUUGGAGAAGAUGGCGAGGACGCACCGGGCCGAGCUGGCGGUGCGGGAUAGGUUGUCUAUGGAGAUGCGGCUGGUCGAGGAGGCUUUUCGCGGGCUGGGUCGGGGUCGCGGUUCUGCAUCGGUCGUAGAGGCGAGUGCAGGUGGCAGCAGCAGCAGCGGCGGCGGCGACGGUGGCAGCAAUGCCAGCAAGAAGAGUUGGGUGUCUGCAGAAGACGCCGAGAGGGAGGCUGUCCGGUUGGCCUAUGAGAGAGAUAGCUAUGGUCUGGGCCCGCUUGCUCGUGCUUACACGGCGAGGCAGGCUGCGAGAGACGCCUUUGCCAGGUCUGGUGGGCGUGGCUCAUGCUUAUGAGGGACUGGAUUCCUUUUUACAGGUAGACUUGGCUUUUUUGCAAGCGUUGAAGAAAAUAUGCAUAUUGGUCACUAAUACAAGC
Pyricularia oryzae 70-15 is the source of this 1261-nucleotide messenger RNA. RefSeq lists its product as uncharacterized. The record is from RefSeq and is a predicted model, not a curated record. Lineage: Eukaryota; Fungi; Ascomycota; Sordariomycetes; Magnaporthales; Pyriculariaceae. The transcript has a single exon. Bases 1 to 1179 code for a protein of 392 amino acids.